GAGGUGAUGGGAUGGAAUGAGCGCAUGAUGAUUGGUGACUGGUCUUGAGAACGCGAGUCAGGUGCACAGGCUGGCGGGGUGCAUGGCGGUGCUACUAUCAGUGCCAUGCCCGGAAAGCCAAUCCUUGUCGUACGAGAAAGAGGAGUGGAGGUGUGCGCAUAUAUUUAUGCGCGUGCGUGCGUGUUGUCCGCGUCUGUCCUGCACUCACACUCCUGCACUCCUGCUGCACUUGAUUGCGAGUUGCGACUCUUGCGACUUGCAGGCAGGCGCAGAGAUCCCAUCGUGCAUUCACUCGACUGCUUCUUCUUCACGCGACCCGCAUCAGCACAAGCACGAGCAUCAGCUCGAGCACAAGCACCAGCACCAGCACCAGCACGAGCACCAGCACCAGCACGAGCACCAGCACCAGCAACGUCUUGUUGCUGAUCCCCCGCCUAUCGACCCUACAAGCUUCAACCGAUCCAUCUCUCUCUCUCUCUCUCUCUCUCUCUCUCUCUCUCUCUCUCACACACACACACAAUAUGAGCCGCUCAUCCGGCCUGCCUUUUACCUCUU
Molecule: messenger RNA, 555 nt
Organism: Ceraceosorus guamensis
Lineage: Eukaryota; Fungi; Basidiomycota; Exobasidiomycetes; Ceraceosorales; Ceraceosoraceae
Exons: 1
Coding region: 106-426 (106 amino acids)
Source: RefSeq, a predicted model, not a curated record